CAUUACCUAGCAGACACCUCAGAUCUGACCCUACAGUCCUCAGAAUCUUCAAGUUGGAAGGGAAAGUCGUUUCUAUUUUCGGCAGGAUCUUCACCCCGCCUCCGAUUGUCAACCACAUUCGCAACCUUAUGACAAGAACUACAGAAGGAGGUGCUUCAGAGGGAGGAGAGGGAACUAUCAACCUGGGACCAACCAUCCCAGGAACACCACUCACAAACCCGACACCAACGUCCAAGGAGACAAAUGUACCUACACAAUAUGAAAGACCAAUUGAAAUAUCAACAUUUGAAAGACCACCGACAAACUCGGCCACAGAACCGUUUGAAAGACCACCACCUAACCAGAAAAAAGAUUUUGUAUCUAACAAACCUAACAUUUCAAAAACACAAAUGAAUGAGUUCCGGGAAGCGUUUAGGCUGUUUGAUAAGGACGGAGAUGGAAGUAUCACACAGGAGGAGUUGGGCAGAGUAAUGCGGAGUUUGGGACAAUUUGCGAGAGAAGAGGAGUUGCAGCAGAUGCUACAUGAAGUAGACAUUGAUGGAGAUGGUUACUUCAGCUUUGAGGAGUUUGUUGAAAUUGUUUCCAACAUGGGAGCAACAGCUGAAAAAACUGCAGACCAAGAAGAAAAGGAGCUCCGAGAUGCAUUCAGAGUAUUUGAUAAACACAAUAGAGGCUACAUAAGUGCUUCUGACUUGCGGGCUGUUCUUCAAUGUCUGGGAGAAGAUUUGUCUGAAGAAGAAAUUGAAGACAUGAUCAAAGAAGUAGAUGUGGAUGGUGAUGGUAGAAUCGACUUUUACGAGUUUGUGCAUGCCCUCGGAGAGCCAGGAGCCGAUGAUGACAUGGAAGAAGAAGAUGAAGAUGCUUUGAUACAAGGCUAAUCAACACCAUCCAUAUCAAACAGACAUUUCUGAAUUUACUUGGAAACUAUAAUUUAAAUGUUGAGUUUACACCAUACAAAGCUUAUUUUUCCACAUUUGAAGUGAAUGUUGAAUUAAUAUAACUAUAACAAUUUAUAUAUUUCUUAGUUCAUUCAUUUUUUUAAAUCUACCAUUUGGGUUCAAAUUUUUAGAAAAAUUAGGUAUCUAUAUUGUUAACCAUUUGACUCACAAAGAACUAUAUAAUGGGGUGCCAUAAUUUAAAAAUAAUUACUGGUAAACUGUUGUAGGGCUUGUGCGACAGACGGUUAUUUGUGAUCAAUGCACAGGCCCUUCAGUGUACAAUGCCAUCAGGUUGUGGGUUCAAAUCUGUCUCAGUCAGGUCUCAUUAGGAGCUAACUUGUCAAUGGCAAAUCUAAAUAGGAGAGCCUCCUAAUAAUAAUAAUUGGACGUUUCGGAAGUUGACUAAAUGGUGUAUUAUUAUUUGUUAGCUACACUAUUAUUUGUGCACGGUUGCAGUUACUGACAACUGAUUUGUAUGAACAUUUUUACUGUCUCACAAGAUACAGAAGAAAAGAAUCAAGAAAGUAAGAAAAUAAUCAAAUCAACCAAUAAUCUCAGGGGUUCAAACGGUUAAGAAAGACUGAUUGGAUCACAUUAUUAUGGCAAAAUAAUGCCUCAAUGCAGAUGGUCUCGGGGAGCGAGCUGGCGUAGUGGUUAGAGCGCGGGACUUCAGUCCCUGAGGUCCCGGGUUCGAUCCCCGCCAAGUCACCAAUGGAUUUUAUCUAAGUGAUAAUGCCGCAACUCCUAGGUCUAGCCUGAAGUAAUGUGAAAAACAAUCCCAGGCUCGUGCCUAGCGUCCUAGGACACAAAAAAAAGAAAAGGCAAAUGGUCUCACUUUGUACAUAUUUUUUCCACAAAAUUUAUGUGUAUUUUCCUCUAUGUGUGAAACCCGGACACAGCUAUUCUAUUAUUACUGUCAUUAAGCAAAAGAAUUUCUCAAUUAAGCAAUUAUUUGCUUUGUGGUUUAUUGUCUUUGAAUACCAAAACUUCCUCGACCUUGCUCUUAAUAGAGUAUAGUGACAAGACCAAACAGCUAAUAAAUAGCCAAUAAAAAGUAAUACUGCUAUCAGACAAGUUUAAUAUAAGAAUAUAUACAAGUUGGUGUGAAAAUAAAUGUUUAAUCAUUUAUACUACUGCAAAACCUAUAGUUUGCAGGUAUAAAUUGUUUACGUUUCUGUACAAAUGAUUAUCUAGAUUCCAAUAUUUUCAGAAUCUGUCAGGAUUUCUAUCUUACAAUCAUAUUUGUAUUGUUUGAUAAAAUCAAAAUGUAUUGUGAUUAUUGAAUUUUUAAAUAUAUGAUUACCUUAAAUGUAACACCAAUUAACUGGGACAUUUCUACAUUAUUCAUGUGAGGUGCAAAUCCUUACAAAGCUAUGCUUCAAUGUCAUAUAUAUCAUCUCCUGGCUUGUGCUAAUAUUGUGUAUAAUUUUUAAUAAAUAAAUUCGUAUCAUUGUGUAAA
Molecule: messenger RNA, 2397 nt
Organism: Macrosteles quadrilineatus (aster leafhopper)
Lineage: Eukaryota; Metazoa; Arthropoda; Insecta; Hemiptera; Cicadellidae
Product: calmodulin-beta
Exons: 7
Coding region: 129-878 (249 amino acids)
Molecular function (GO): calcium ion binding; enzyme regulator activity
Source: RefSeq, a predicted model, not a curated record